Messenger RNA from Perognathus longimembris pacificus (Pacific pocket mouse), 1723 nucleotides. RefSeq names its product solute carrier family 36 member 2 (gene Slc36a2). Gene Ontology annotation, biological process: proton transmembrane transport; L-alanine transport; proline transmembrane transport. Gene Ontology annotation, cellular component: vacuolar membrane. The coding region runs from base 121 to 1560 and encodes 479 amino acids. NCBI's taxonomy places the organism in Eukaryota, Metazoa, Chordata, Mammalia, Rodentia, Heteromyidae. The record is from RefSeq and is a predicted model, not a curated record. Gene Ontology annotation, molecular function: L-proline transmembrane transporter activity; amino acid:proton symporter activity; L-alanine transmembrane transporter activity. The transcript has 10 exons.
GCAGCAGAAGGCGGCUGCAGGGGCCUUGAGCUUUUACACCUGCGCCCAACACCUUUCCCACUCGCCUCCCCCCACCUCAGGCCUGCUUGACACCCCGAGUUCGUCCUUUCCGAAGCAAUCAUGCCUGUGACAGAGAAUGCCCGGGGUCCCCAGGAAGCUGCUGCCUUCACCCUGGACCAUGUGUCAUCUCCCCAAAGCACCAAGAAAGACUCCAAGUUCUUGAAUGGAAACUCCGCAGAACCAUCCGGGGUGGAGAGGAGCAAAGGAAUAACAGGGUUCCAGACGUUGGUUCACCUGGUAAAAGGCAACAUGGGCACGGGGAUCCUGGGCCUGCCGCUGGCUGUGAAGAAUGCAGGGAUUCUGGUGGGCCCGCUCAGUUUGUUGGUGAUGGGGUUCGUGGCCUGCCACUGUAUGCACAUCCUGGUCACAUGUGCCCGCCAUUUCUGCCACAGGUUUAACAAGCCCUUUAUGGAUUAUGGUGACACUGUGAUGCAUGGACUGGAAGCCAGCCCCAGCCCCUGGCUCCAAAGCCACGCCCACUGGGGGAGGCACGUGGUGAGCUUCUUUCUGGUUGUCACUCAGCUGGGCUUCUGCUGUGUGUACAUUGUGUUUCUGGCUGAUAAUUUAAAGCAGGUGGUGGAGGCUGCCAACAGCACCACCAGUAACUGCCACCACAACGAGACCGUGGUCCUCGCCCCCUCCAUGGACUCGCGGCUCUACAUGCUCUCCUUCCUGCCCUUCCUGGUGCUCCUGGUUUUCAUCCGCCACCUCCGGGCCCUCACCAUCUUCUCCCUGCUGGCCAACGUCAGCAUGCUGGUCAGCCUGUUCAUCAUCGUCCAAUACAUCGCCCAGGGGAUUCCGGACCCCAGGCGGCUGCCUCUAGCAGCCAGCUGGAAAACCUACCCUCUCUUCUUUGGAACGGCCAUUUUUUCCUUUGAAAGCAUCGGUGUGGUUCUUCCUCUAGAAAACAAGAUGGCGGACCCCCGCCACUUCCCAGCCAUCCUGUCCCUGGGACUGUCCAUCGUGACUGCCCUCUACAUGGCCAUCGGGGCUCUGGGCUACCUUCGUUUUGGAGAGGACAUCAAGGCCAGCAUCACCCUUAAUCUGCCCAACUGCUGGCUGUACCAGUCAGUGAAGCUGCUGUACCUCGUGGGCAUCCUGUGCACCUACGCCCUGCAGUUCUACGUCCCCGCCGACGUCAUCAUCCCCGCCGCCCUCUCCCACGUGCCCAAGGGCUGGGCACUGCCGGUGGAUCUGCUCAUCCGCCUCGCCAUGGUCGGCCUGACUUGCGUGCUGGCCGUCCUGGUCCCGCGCCUGGACCUGGUCAUCUCCCUGGUGGGCUCGGUGAGCAGCAGCGCGCUGGCCCUCAUCAUCCCGCCCCUGCUGGAGAUCACCACGUACUGGGCGGAGGGCAUGAACCCCCUGCUGGUCGCCAAGGACGCCCUCAUCAGCAUCCUGGGCCUGGUGGGCUUCGUGGUGGGCACCUACCAGGCCCUGGAUGAGCUGCUGGAGUCGAGAGGAUCUCUCCACUUCCCCAACGCCACCAUGUUCACUCAGUGAGAAGGAGCCGGUCCCCCCUCCGAUCCCACCAGCCUACCAGCGCCAGGCUCACCUGUGUGCUUCUCUGUCAUGCGCAGUGGCUUCUGUGUGGCUGUUUUACUUGUCAUGUUUUCAAAACAAACAAACAAAUGGAAACAAGUGAGGACUUGCCCCUCUCCGAGAU